CUUUAGCUUUACGCUUUAACGUGUAAAAUGUAGUGACUUGCGUGUAAGAGCAAAUUUUGAAGAACGAACUUUUUUUCCUCAACCCCUACUGCAUCUUCGCUUUACUGGGUCAAAGGCACUGAUGUGAAUUUGCAAAAAUGGAUACUGGAAGUAAAGAUUCGAGCAGCAGCGGGCUAUGGCCAUGCAUCGGAAUAGCAACGUUUAACGCGUUUAAGUCAUGUGGGUUUGUUGGAAAUCCACUGAAAAUUCCAGAACUGAAACCUCAAAAUCAGAACCGAUUGACAGGGGGCGGUCUCCAAGGUUCGGAACAAUCCACUCCUGGGUUGGACGGCGAGGAAAUGGAUGAUGUUUUUACACCCACCCCCGACACAGCCCUGAUUAUGGACACACGAGAAAUUAUUAACAUUUUCUUCAAAGAUUUUGCCGGACUCUCUCAUGCUAAGGGUGGGAAAAAACAAGUUUUGUCAACGAUGAAGAGUGUUGUGGAGAGCCUGGUUGUAAAGCAUGAAAUUGCGUAUAAAGGUAUGAUCACGCGUCUGAAUCUGGAGGAGAAAGGAGAUGAUGUGAGCUUCGUCAAGAAUGUAGCAAAGGAGCUCUUCAGCGACGGAAUCACUAACUGGGGUCGUAUUGCCAGCUUGCUGGCUUUCGGAGCACUGGUGUGCAAGUAUCAAAAUGACCGAGGACAGAGCCAGUGUGUGAGUCUCAUGGCGGAAGAGAUCUCUUCCUAUCUUCUUUCAGCCCAACGGGACUGGCUGCUAAAAAACAAUGCAUGGGAUGGUUUUGUGGAAUUUUUUCAUGUCCCGGAUACAGAGGUAGCUGUGAGAAACGCACUGAUGGCCUUUGGUAGUGUGGCUACUUUGGGAGCUGCACUUGCCUUUUGGAUACGGUGAAUCUAUUUGGAUUUUCUUAGCAAUUUUGAAAAACUGAAAGGAUUCAGGACUUCAAACAAAAACAUUUUUUUUAAAACGGAUAAAAGUCUUUGUUUUUGUGAAUAUAUUGUUCUCCACAACAUUCAUGGCACCUGUAUAUAAAAUCUGGUGAACUAUUUUUUUAUGAAAAUGUAAAAUACUUUUCAGCUGUGCACAUCUGAAAUGCUGACCUGCCAGAAGACUUUCAAUACCAGUUGUUUAUAGUUUAAUGUUUUCACAAGAAUUACAUUAAUUUCAGAGUUCUAUGUGUUCUGUUCACACAUUUUUUUAAUUUAAUUUUUGUUUAACUGAAAUACUUCUGUUUUGAAAGACUAUCAUGUUUUAAAACUCACAAGCGUCUUGUGGCAAGAACUAGAAAUGGGAAAUGCCUGAAAGAUUGUGUAAUAACACUUUCUUGAUGUCACAAUCUUAUUCUAGAAUGGAGUCUUUGUUCUAUCAUGUAAUAAUAAUAAUAAUCCACACAAUGUUUAAUUUAGAGCAGAGUUUUCGUCGACUUUCAUCUGGCUUUACCUGCUAAAUAAGUCUUAAAGGCUUUUUAUCUGAAUUUUUUGAGUCCUUCGAGCUUGAUUGAUUGUUCUAAAAAUAACUCAUGUGGGACUAUGAUAUCAAUUUAUUGCCACAAAAGGCUGCUAAAUAUUCAUUUUCUUUAGCUUGGAUUUGACAUUCUGGAUCUUUUUAUAUAUAGAGAGAAACAUAUUUUGAUACACAUUAAUUUAAUAUGCUAAUAUAUGUCACUCAACAUUUGAAUUUGCUGUUCAUUGAAUACUGUACAUUAAACCAAGUCUUUUGAGAAUACUGGAAUCUGCUGUGUGGUUUUAGGAGUAUUGGAUUUAAUUCCUUGGAUGAAGAUUACAUUUAAUCCUUUUCCAACAAAGUUCACUUUAUUUUUAUACUUUUCAGUUUAGCCACCCCAGUGCACAGUUUAAUAUGUGACAAGAUAAUUUUUAUUUAUGUGGCCCAUUAAUCAUGUCUUAAGUUUUUCAAUUUUUUAUUUUUUUUUUGUUGUCAUGAAGUUUUAUUGUAGCAAUGCUGUAUAACUGCUCAAAGAGUCUUUGUAAUCUUUCUAUAGCUUACAGUGUAAACCGCUGUCGUACUAGAAUCAGGUUUCCAUCCUUUGGAAAAAGGAAGUGGCACUAUGCUGUGGGACUAUUUUAGGACAGACACUGAAAUUCAUUGAUGUUUGUGAAGGGCCGUUUAAUGAGUGGAAAAUGCACAUAUCUUAUUUCAAAGAGGGCAUUGUGUUGCUUCACUCCCAUACUGUUGAUUUACUCUCCACCCAGGGGACCCAAUGAUAUUAAUACUUCAUUCUAAUAUACAAACUCCUCCCACCCUUCUGGCCAUCCACAUCAAUACAAGACCCAGUAUCUAGUUGCUGUUGAAACCAAACUUCUCAACAGCUGCUAACUUGGACUGUCCUCUCUCCAUAAUCUGGUUUUGGCCCAAAAAUAGUUUUAUUUUGUGAAGCAUACAUAAGCACAAAAUGUGAAACACACAUCUGCGGUAGUAUUUUUUUUUUUUUCAUCUUUUAUUAAUUUGUUCUGUUUAUUAGUAAGGAAAGGGCAUUUGAUUGUGAUUUUAGACUAUUUGUUCUAAUCAACAAGAUCUGUGAUAUAGUGAAUGUGACCUCUAUAUUGUCAUUGGUUUAUGUUCUUUCCUUUUAUAUGGGAAGUUUCUCAAUUGAUUUCUUAAUCUUUCUGUUUGCUGUACUUUUACUGAAGGUGCUGGAUGUAGCUAGUUUUUGGUGUAAUGUGGAAGUCAUGGCUUUUGUUAACAUUAUGACUGUCACCUAAUGGAAUCGUGUGAUUUACUCAACUGACAUGCACUUCCUUAGUAUGACUCGCCUUUUAAUGCUGAAUGCUCAUUGUUUCAAGAUCACAAGGCACAAUGAAACAUUAGCAGUUAACAACCCCCUGACAGCUAUUCACACCAUGUUAUUGAACCUUUAGAUAUGCAGUAAAAGGCACCUUUUCCUAAUUUAAAAGUAAAGACUCCAGGAGUUGGAUUUACAAACAUUUUUAAGAAUACAUUUUUUCUUAACAAUUAUUUUCUUAUUUUUUUUCGAACUUAAUAAAGUUACGAAUAUUUUGUAUUCCCAAAAUAAGUCUUAGGAAUGUUAUCUUGUUUCUUAACCUGUGUCCGAUUAUACCUUAAAAAAAAUUAAAACCUACAUCGAUUACUACAAAACACGUUAGGGGCUUGCGUUACUUCCUUAGUGAACAACUUCUACAGCUUAAUAAAAAGAUCACAAAGAAUCUUUAUUUCCAUAGUUGAAUGGGGAUUCACAAUGCAUGGACAUUCCGUAAAUACUUUUGGAGUAUUUUGCAUUUGUGUGAGUCAUACUGUGAUAAUGAAAGGUCUGUUGAAAAGUGUGAUGAUGGAAAGUAUCCCUGCAGGUGUCUGAUGAACCAUGAACCAGACUGUGGAUUUCCAGUGAGGGUCCAAUGAGAAGACAGGUAUUCAAUUUACCAACAGAGAAUAUUCUUUGUUUCCUCAAUAGAAAGAGACUAGUUGGAUGUUAUUAUGUGCUGUUUGAAUAAUAGUUCAUCAAACCUAGUACAGGUGUGCUUCAUGCUGUGCUAUUUUGUUUUAAAUGGUAAAAAUUACAAUAAAGGGUAAGG
Messenger RNA from Xyrauchen texanus (razorback sucker), 3547 nucleotides. Its product is annotated as induced myeloid leukemia cell differentiation protein Mcl-1 homolog. Gene Ontology annotation, biological process: positive regulation of apoptotic process; extrinsic apoptotic signaling pathway in absence of ligand; intrinsic apoptotic signaling pathway in response to DNA damage. Lineage: Eukaryota; Metazoa; Chordata; Actinopteri; Cypriniformes; Catostomidae. The transcript is spliced from 3 exons. The record is from RefSeq and is a predicted model, not a curated record. Bases 138 to 890 code for a protein of 250 amino acids. Gene Ontology annotation, cellular component: mitochondrial outer membrane. Gene Ontology annotation, molecular function: protein heterodimerization activity; channel activity; protein homodimerization activity.